CGCAGACGCACAAGGACCUAUCGAGCGACGUGAAUGCGGCACUGUCGACCUCUGGGAGUCUUUUCAACGUUGAUGGAGAAGAUUACAUGUUUGGAGCUUCCUAUAUACGCUACGUCUCGUCCGAUGUCAACCAACUUUGGAACUCUGCGACCCUGCACUGUGGAUCUCAAGAUUCCUGGUUUUUCCCGGUGUACAUCUCGCCUGAAGUUCCCUCAGAGAGACAUGCACAUCUUCAGGGCACGCACCAAGCCACUCUCGUGGUAACAGAGGAUACGGAGUCUGUAUACCAUUCUGUGCCUGCACCUCGACUGGACAUUGUGCCACUGAUCUCGUCUGGACCGUCGUCGAACCGCAUUGAUUUUGUGUUUUUUGGAGACGGCUAUACCAAAAACGAGAAGAGCAAAUUUGUUGAAGAUGCGAAGAGGCUAGCUUUUGAUCUAUCGAACAAUCAAACGUUCGCGACCGUCAAACCGCUGCUAAACUUUUGGGCAGCAUUCACACCGAGCAAUGAGAGUGGCAUCGGAGUGGGAGGAAACGUAAACGAUACUCCUUUCGGAUUAUAUCGGAAUGGAACGGAGCUCCGAGUCGUUUAUUAUGCGAAGCCUGAAGUUGCUCACGCGGCUUGUCUUUCAAUGGGCGAUAUGUGCGACUAUCCGAUCCUUUUGGGGAAUGACCCACUAUAUGGAGGACUCGGUGGUCGUUUCACAGUAACGACUUCCUCAAAGCUCAACGGCGCAUUAGUUCUCAGACACGAACUAGGGCAUUCUGUGAUUGGGGAGGGGGAGGAAUAUGAUGGCGGAUUUGCUUACCAUGGCCCCAAUGCUGCAAACCUGACACAACCUUUCAAGUGGCAACACUGGCUUACUGAUAAUACUGCAGCUGUUCCGCGUGAGGAGCGCUCCGUGAUGCCUAUUCAGGCUUAUCCAUGGACUAUGCUGAACGACUCCAAACCCUGGGCCGUCACCUUCGAUUCCUCGGGGCUAUAUUCGCGCUACGUCGUUCGCUUUUCUCUCUCGGGCCUACCAAAGAAAGAUGAUCUAACGGUCAUGCUUGACGGCAAGAACCUUCAUUGGAAUCCGAAGGAAGGACUUGGUUUAGAUCGCUGGCAUUACGAUAUCCACAUCAAUGAAACACUCGAAGCGGGCACUCACAGUCUUUCGUUCAACUUAGAAAACUCGGAUCUUAUGGGCGGCGCUCAGUUAUGUAGUAUGGAGGUCAUCGAGUUCGGUGAUUCAGCCGAGUUCAAUGACACUGUCGGGUUUAUAGGCGCAUUUCCGACGUACUCCGAAAAGAACGUAACAACAUAUCGGCCGACAAACGAAGAUUGUCUCAUGCGCAUAGUCACCACUCCUACAUUCUGCAAAGUCUGUAUUGAAGGGUUGUGGCAUGCACUCUUGCGGCGUAUGGACUUAAUCGACGACAUUUCAUCGGGAUGCGUCCUAGGCGACGAUUCAUCCGUGAAGAGGUCCAUAGCAGUGAAACUCGUUCGUCUGGCACAAUUCAGAGAGGAGCCAGUUGCGCAUUCAGAGGCGUACAUCAUCACUUGGCGGAAGGAUGGUAUCGAAAUGCCAGAGUUUGCAAAUCAGACGUCCAUUGUCGUUGACAACAUUCCGGCGAACUAUAGUGUCCAGGUCGAGUUUGCAACUGAUGAAGUUCGAAUUGAUCCUAACGGUUAUCUUCGAUCCACGACAACUCUCGAAGUCACUAAGUGUGGAGGUGAAGGCGAUAAUAACUGACAUUCCGUCACGAUCUUUACAUUGAUGAGACAAAUUGAUCUUUGCUACCGUUGGCACAGGCUUGACGUGUAUUCUGACGCAUUUGUCCCUAAUCAUUUACGACCGUAUGACCAUGUCUUUGUCGGGCGUGCUCUGUUCAGGCUUCUGUAAUCAAGUAAUCCGAAGAGGAAAAGAUACAAGGAAAUUGAUUUGUUGGAUAGCACUCUGUGUAAAUGUACCAAGUGUCAAUAAAGUGUAUCACGUUCAUUUU
Messenger RNA from Fomitiporia mediterranea MF3/22, 1986 nucleotides. RefSeq lists its product as uncharacterized. The record is from RefSeq and is a predicted model, not a curated record. Gene Ontology annotation, molecular function: metallopeptidase activity. Lineage: Eukaryota; Fungi; Basidiomycota; Agaricomycetes; Hymenochaetales; Hymenochaetaceae. The coding region runs from base 87 to 1736 and encodes 549 amino acids. The transcript is spliced from 11 exons.